This is a messenger RNA of Aspergillus tanneri, 1062 nucleotides long. RefSeq names its product guanine nucleotide-binding protein subunit alpha gpaA (gene gpaA). The coding region runs from base 1 to 1062 and encodes 353 amino acids. Lineage: Eukaryota; Fungi; Ascomycota; Eurotiomycetes; Eurotiales; Aspergillaceae. Gene Ontology annotation, cellular component: heterotrimeric G-protein complex. Gene Ontology annotation, biological process: G protein-coupled receptor signaling pathway. Gene Ontology annotation, molecular function: G protein-coupled receptor binding; G-protein beta/gamma-subunit complex binding; GTP binding. The record is from RefSeq and is a predicted model, not a curated record. The transcript is spliced from 4 exons.
AUGGGUUGUGGAAUGAGCACUGAGGAUAAGGAGGGCAAGGCCCGCAAUGAAGAGAUUGAGAAUCAGCUCAAGCGGGACAAGAUGAUGCAGCGAAAUGAAAUCAAGAUGCUUUUACUCGGAGCUGGAGAGUCGGGCAAAUCGACCAUUCUCAAGCAGAUGAAGCUGAUUAACGAGGGUGGAUAUUCGCGCGAUGAACGGGAAUCCUUCAAGGAAAUCAUCUACAGCAACACGGUUCAGUCGAUGCGUGUCAUCUUAGAGGCAAUGGAGUCGCUGGAACUUCCGUUGGAGGAUGCCCGUCAUGAAUACCACGUGCAGACCAUCUUCAUGCAGCCUGCCCAGAUCGAAGGUGACAGCCUACCCCCUGAGGUUGGUAAUGCUAUUGGGGCACUUUGGCGUGAUACGGGUGUGCAGGAGUGCUUCAAGCGUUCCCGCGAAUAUCAACUGAACGACUCGGCGAAAUACUUUUUCGAUGCCAUCGAACGAAUUGCUCAGCCCGAUUAUCUUCCCACGGACCAGGAUGUUCUCCGCUCCCGUGUCAAGACGACGGGUAUCACGGAGACCACCUUCCUUAUUGGUGAUCUGACAUACCGGAUGUUCGAUGUCGGUGGCCAACGCUCUGAACGUAAGAAGUGGAUCCACUGUUUCGAGAAUGUGACGACCAUCCUUUUCUUGGUUGCCAUCUCGGAGUAUGACCAGCUUCUGUUCGAAGAUGAAACGGUCAACCGUAUGCAGGAAGCGCUCACCCUGUUCGACUCUAUCUGCAACUCGCGGUGGUUCGUGAAAACUUCGAUUAUCCUUUUCCUGAACAAGAUCGAUCGGUUCAAGGAGAAGCUCCCCGUCAGCCCCAUGAAGAAUUACUUCCCCGACUACGAGGGUGGUGCCGACUAUGCCGCUGCCUGUGAUUAUAUCCUCAACCGCUUUGUGUCUCUCAACCAGGCGGAGCAAAAACAGAUCUACACGCACUUCACUUGUGCCACCGAUACCACACAAAUUCGGUUCGUCAUGGCCGCAGUAAAUGAUAUUAUUAUCCAGGAGAACCUCCGACUGUGUGGUUUGAUCUAA